Messenger RNA from Alligator mississippiensis (American alligator), 324 nucleotides. Its product is annotated as bolA-like protein 2. The coding region runs from base 25 to 306 and encodes 93 amino acids. The record is from RefSeq and is a predicted model, not a curated record. Gene Ontology annotation, molecular function: 2 iron, 2 sulfur cluster binding. The transcript has 3 exons. Gene Ontology annotation, biological process: intracellular iron ion homeostasis. Gene Ontology annotation, cellular component: nucleus; cytosol. Lineage: Eukaryota; Metazoa; Chordata; Crocodylia; Alligatoridae.
GCGGGACCAUAGGCGGAAGUGGCCAUGGCAGCGCUGAGCGCAGAGGCGGUGCGGGAGCGGCUGCAGCGGGAGCUGGAGGCGGAGCACGUGGAAGUGGAGGACACGACCCCCGAGCGCUGCUCCACGUCCUUCCGGGUCCUCGUGGUGUCGGGCCGGUUCCGGGGGAAGCCCCUGCUGCAGCGGCACCGGCUGGUGAACGAGGCGCUGGCGCAGGAGCUGCCCCACAUCCACGCGCUGGAGCAGCGCACGCUGACGCCGGAGCAGUGGGAGCAGCAGCGAGCGGCGCCCGGCACCGCCCGGGAAUAAAGAAUUAUGGGAAACGCG